Molecule: messenger RNA, 23609 nt
Organism: Podarcis lilfordi (Lilford's wall lizard)
Lineage: Eukaryota; Metazoa; Chordata; Lepidosauria; Squamata; Lacertidae
Source: the annotation of a GenBank genome assembly
AAUAGAGGUAAAUCGGUCGGGAUCAAUAAUUCAACACAUUCCAAACAGGUUGGUUUGUCCCAGGAGUAAUCCGUCUUAAUAGUCGCUCGUGGAGAUGAUAAGUGGUGAAUAAUUUAGCGUGCACACACGCACACCCAAACACACGCGCGCCGGCACAGGCGCUUCCCCGCUGUAAUUAAAGCGUGUGAAACUUCGUUUGUUAUACAAAAUUAUUGCUGAAUAAUUCAGAUCCUCAGUAAUUACUAAACGGCGGAGGAAUUCGCCAGCAGAAAGGUGCCCCUUCGGAGGCUGAGUCUAGGAGGGAUUUGCAACACAGCCAAUUACCUCUGAACCGCGCGUAUGAUUUAAACCCACCGUGACUUGGGGAUUUUCAGACAUCUCCAAUCUGAUUUUUUUUUUAAAGCUUUCAUCUAUUUAUCUUAAACUAAUGAUUCCUAAUAUUGUCCUAGGCACUGUCUAAAUUAAAUACAGACAGAACUAUCCCGGCAUAAUUUACACCAGGGAGGAGGGGGGCGGUAAAUUACGCUGGUGUAAACUGUUCCUGCUCCCAACCCCGUUCAGGAGCGUGGCUGGCCCAAGCCUGGCAGACCUGCUAUGAUCUCACCAUCGCUGUUUCACCAGAAGGAGUGGCGAAGGUUUCCUCAGCUAUGCAUAAAACCUUCCAAGCGAUACAAGGCAAGGAGGAAAUCAAGAUGCCGGCAAAUUCUUUCUUUUUUUGUAGUAUAAUUUUUUUAUUAAAUUAUUCAACCGUUUUCACAAUCAUCUUCACCUCAGAUAGUGACAUUGUUUCAUAAAUUGACUUCCCACCCCCUCACACUCCUACUUAAACUUUUAUAUUUGUAUCUAUUACCGAAAGCUUCUCUAUUACACUUAUUCUAUCAUUUUCCUUCUGUUGCUCUUAUCUCGAAUCCUGCCCACAGUUUUAUUUGACUGUAGUAUUUUUUAAAAAAAAAUAUUCCACAAAAGGCCUUCAUUCGAAACGCUGGCAAAUUCAUACAAAAGUGUUUCCGUGACACCAGUUCACUCUAAGGUGGUCCAUUACGGUGAAUGGGUCAGUCACCGACUGCCCCCCACCUGCCUAUCUUCUUACUUUCAAUAAUCCCAGGGGGUGGUCCUGCCGGUCAACCUGCCUCCUCAGUGUUGGCCCUUGCAGAACUCAGAAGGGAGGAAGAGAAGGAUGGGGGACAAACCUAGACUUGGUUGCCUCUGCCUGUCACUGAUUCUGGCUCCACCUCUCUCACCGGCCUUCCUUUCAUCCGCCCUGCCAGUUCCAAAGGUCGCCAGCCCUGACUGCCCCAUAGGGCUCAUGUCAGGAUGUCCACAUCCUCAUUUCCCACCAUCACUUCCCCAUUAUUUACACCCUGGCAACUGUCUCCGGCUUUCAAAGUUCCCGGCAAGUCGCUGGCAUGAAAAGCCCUUUGCUUCCUCUCUCCUGCUGAGGAAAGGAGAAGAUGAGCACACAUUUCUUGUUUUUCUUUCCGCCUUCCUUAUCUUAUAAGAACAUUCGCUCGCCUCUCGCAGGCAGUCGGGUCAACAACAGCAUCACCCUCACAAGACACAGCCUGACUCUGCAUCACAACCAUGGGCAAUUGUGUGAAUAUGGUGAGUCCUGCGUCUCAGUGCUGCCCUUCUUCUUCUUCUUCUUCGUCUUCUUCUUCUUCUUCUUCUGUGAUCACUUGUAGCCGAGUAAGAUUGUCUUCCAUAACCACGGUUUUAAGAGUGAGUCCGUAAGUGACUGUGGAGGCCAAUUCUGGAUCCAUUUCUCUUAGCACAUUUCUCCCUUUCAUCCUGAGCAUCUUCAAAGUCAAUGACACCUUUCGUAAGGGCUGUUCUCCAACUGGAGCACUCGCAGGCCAGUGUUUCCCUGUUGUCGCUCUUAUGGAAGUCUAGACUCUAGAACCAUUCCCCUUUAAAUAGGGGGUCCACUAAUAAGACCAUUAAAUGGGACUGAGUCUGAUUUCAGUCACUUCAAAAAUGUGGCCCUCUGUUCUGCUGUGUCUGGGGUCCUAGACGUCCAACCUUAAGCCCUGCACUGACAGUACCAUUUCAGGGUCUUCCUACUAAUGCUGAGCUGAAAGGUUCUAAAGAAAAAAAGAAAAGUUUUAGGCUUGAAUUUGAGGUGGGUGAGAAGUCAUCAGCAAAAGAGAGGCUGAAACAGCCUUCCUAUUUGUGGCAGGGGGCAAUGUUAUUCUGGGACAGGGUGGAGAACUUUUCCCCCAGCUUGAGGGUCUUUCUGGGCAACCUUCCCGGUGGUGGCUGGAGAUGGAAGCGAAAGAGGGCAGGGAAACAUGGUAAUUUCCACCUUGAUAAAGUAGGUUAGGUUCAACAUGCACCUCCACAACCUUCUCUAUCCUGUGUAGAAGGAAAGCAAGAGGUGUCCUCAGAGUUAAGGACACGUUCAACUGACAGAUAAAGGAUCCAAUGAAAUCAGGCCCCAGUUAGCUGCCUCUGCCAAUCAGAACAGGCAGCACCAUGCUGGAGAGAGUGGGGCCAGGGAUGGGACUCAGGGUUGCUGUUGGCAUCAGUCUGUCUCAAGGGAUAAUAAUAAUAAUAAUAAUAAUAAUAAUAAUAAUUUAUUAUUUAUACCCCUCCCAUCUGACUGGGCUUCCCCAGCCACUCUGAGCAGCUUCCAACAAAAUAUUAAAAUACCGUAAUACAUCAAACAUUAAAAGCCUCACUAAACAGGGCUGCCUUCAGAUGUCUUCUAAAAGUCUGGUAUUUGUUCUUCUCUUUGACAUCUGGUGGGAGGGCAUUCCACGGGGAGGGUGCCACUACCGAGAAGGCCCUCUGCCUGGUUCCCUGUAAUUUGGCUUCUCGCAGCAAGGGAACUGCCAGAAGGCCCUCGGCACUGGACCUCAGUGUCCGGGCAGAACGAUGCGGGUGGAGACGCUCCCUCAGGUAUACUGGACCGAGGCCGUUUAGGGCUUUAAAGGUCAGCACCAACACUUUGAAUUGUGUUCGGAAACAUACAAUGGAGUUCGCCUCCGGGUGCAAAGUCAAUCCGCAGGAGAAUCACAGCACCUGCUGUGGCUGCAGAGACCGGUAACUCGUAACAGCUUCCUCCUGUGUUGUUUUUGCUGCGUUAGCAGCACUGAUGUAACCUCUCAGGGGUGCAAGUCUGGGCAGUGUGCAUGAACGUCCUGGGCUGCCCAAAUGACAAGACGACCCCCCUCUUUCCUUGCUGAUGUGGUCCAAAGAAAAGCAGAGCAAUAUGUUUGACACCAGCUUGGCUGCAGGAGUUGCUAGAAGGAGGGAUACUCCAUGUUUAUGUAGGGCUUGCUCCUUAGCCUAUUCUUCCCCAAAGAUGACCCACAAGGCAGCAGGUACAGAUUUUUAUUCACGGUUUACUCUCACGAAUGAAUGUAGCCACAAGGCAGCAGAGGUUUAGCUACGGAGUUUUCCUUCUCCUUGAUUGACAGGUUGACAAGCCCCAUCUGCCCCUCACUUCCCUCUCCACAGCAGAAGCCACCUUCAGCGCAAAGCAGACUCAGUAUAAAGCAGAUAUAUUUGUUCAAGAUUGUAGUAUAUUGGGUGAUUUAGUGCUUUUAAAUUGGGUUUUAAGAGGAUCUUUUACGUGCCAUGAGAGAGAAAGAUGGAAGGAGGAAAAACGUCUUGCUGAGCCCCCACCCCCCACCCCCUGCUCUGGAAAUAACAAUAUUUAUAUAAACUAACAAGAAAGCCAGAGAAAGAGGCUGAGCAAUCAAUCCAUAAACACUGAAAUAUCAAUAUAGAAAAUGACCCUGUUAUACGACAUCGUUCAAGGCAGCAAACUGCAUCGCUCUUGACGACACCCUCCUUAAUUUCUGCAGCUAAAUUUGCAAGUAAAGCCACUUUGGGUACAAUGGCUGGGCUGCUCCGGCAGGGUUCGGGUUUUUGUCUCAAGGAUCGCAGAACUGUAGCAAUGGGAGGGAGCCCGAGGGUCAUCUAGCCCAACCCCCUGGAAAGUCUUUGACACACUGCAUAAUCCGCUUGCGAAAUUUGUUGUUAUAAGGUAUGCUAUUCAUAGACUCAUAGAACCAUAGAAUCAUAAGAGUCGGAAGGGAAUCUGAGGGUCAUCUAGUCUAACCCCCUGUGAUGCAGGAAUAUCUAGCUGUCCCUUAUGGGAAUCGAACCUGUGACCUUGUUGUUAUCAGCACCAGGCUUAGUCUAACCAACGGAGCUGUAGCAGUCAUCAGCCUAUAAGGGAAAAGGAGGUUUGCUAGACAAAUUCUCAGAGAAUAAGUCUAUCAAUGUUUUCUAAGUACAAGAUAGGAACAUAGGGAGAUGCCUUACAUGGAGUCAGACUAUUGGUCCAGCGACCUCAGUACUAGGGACGUGGGUGGCGCUGUGAGUUAAACCACAGAGCCUAGGACUUGCCGAUCAGAAGGUCGGUGGUUCGAAUCCCCGCGACGGGGUGAGCUCCUGUUGCUCGGUCCCUGCUCCUGCCAACCUAGCAGUUCAAAAGCACGUCAAAGAGCAAGUAGAUAAAUAGGUACCACUCUGGCAGGAAGGUAAACGGCGUUUCCGUGCGCUGCUCUGGUUCGCCAGAAGCGGCUUAGUCAUGCUGGCCACAUGACCCGGAAGCUGUACGCCAGCUCCCUCGGCCAAUAAAGCGAGAUGAGCAACCCCAGAGUCGGCCACGACUGGACCUAAUGGUCAGGGGUCCCUUUACCUUUACCUUUACCUCAGUAUUGCCUGCACUGACCGGCAGCAGCUGUCCAGGGUUUCAGACAGAGAGCGUCAGCCCUACCUAGAGAUGCCACUGGGGACUGAACAGAGAUCUUCUGCAUGCACAGCAGCUGCUCUGCCACUGAGCGAUGGCCUUCCUCUCUCUUCCUCCAUCUUCAGAGGAAGUUUACCUCCAAUUACCGGCAGGGGAGGCCUGUUGCUCGUGGGCUUCCCUGGGGGGCGGGGCACCUGACUGGUCGCUGUGCAAAACAGCACACAGGAAUAUUGUUGAUCUUUGGUCUAGAACAAGCCAGGCUCGCUUGCUGGUCUAAUUGCUCCAGGGCUGCUUCUGAGUCUUUAUUACAACGUGGCUCCUUUCUUUAUGCUGUCCUCUGUAUUUUACUGAUUUUAUUGAGUUUGCAAUUUAGCCAUUGUACUGUCUUUUAACGAUCCCACCCUUUGAAAUCCUUUGGAAGCCAGCUUGAGAUCUUUUCAAAAAUGAAAAGAUGGGAGUUUGCAAUGUUUCGAAUGAAUAAAAUCAGAGGGAAGGAAGGAAGGAAGGAGUUGGAAUUGGGGGUGCAAAGGAAGAAAGAGGAAGAGCGCUUCCAGGCGACCUGUUUAUUGAGCAUUCAUCCUGAUUUAUUUGCCCGGGAGAUUAGAUGACGUCGGAGCAUUUGCCUGUGGGGAAGUUAUGCAACGUCGUAUCAUCACACAAUCACUAUGCCACACCUUCCCAGUGAAUUUCCUUAUUGCAAGGAGUCUGGUCUUUGGGGAAAGUGGAUUUGUUCAGAGCCAAAUCCACUUUAACUUUGGCAACCUGAAUCUGCCAGUAUGUGACAGAAGCCUCACCUCUAUUACAGUGGUACCUUGGGUUACAGACGCUUCAGGUUACAUACGCUUCAGGUUACAGACUCCGCUAACCCAGAAAUACUACCUCAGGUUAAGAACUUUGCUUCAGGAUGAGAACAGAAAUCGUGUGGCAGAGGCAGCGGGAGGCUCUAUUAGCUAAAGUGGGAGCUCAGGUUAAGAACAGACCUCCAAAACGAAUUAAGUUCUUAACCCAAGGUACCACUGUAUACAGUGUAAGCACGGUUAUACUAUUUAAAGAAGAAAGAAUCAUGGGAACUGUAGUUCGUAAAGGGUGCUGAGGGUCCUGAAGAGAUCCCACCCACAUUCCCCUCACAGGACUACAGCAUGCAGAGUUCCCUGGGGAGAGGGAGCAAUUGUUGCACCACUCCUCGAAUUUUCACUCUGUGGGGGGAUCCAAGGGGCUCCUAACAAGUCUCAGCACCCAUAAGAAAAUGUGCUGCUUUCAGCUGAGCAGUUGAUCCGUCAAUCACUCCCUAGUUUUACAUAUGCACUCAUGGGGUCUGAACUGGCAGUGAUUGACCAGGAACAAGACCUUUGGGGUCAUACUGGACAGCUCACAAUCAUAGAAUUCACAAGGGUCAUCUAGUUCAACUUCCUGCAAUGCAAGAACCACAGCUAAAUAAAAAUUAUUAUUAUUAUUAUUAAAUAAUUUAUUAUUUAUAACCCGCCCAUCUGGCUGGGUUUCCCCAGCCACUCUGGGCAACUCCCAACAGAAUAUUAAAACAUGAUAAGACAUCAAACAUUUAAAACUUCCCUAAACAGGGCUGCCUUCAGAUGUCUUCUAAAAGUCAAAUAGUUGUUUAUUUCCUUGACAUCCGGUGGAAGGGCGUUCCACAGGGCGGGUGCCACUACCGAGAAGGCCCUCUACCUGGCUCCCUGUAACCUCACUUCUCGCAGUGAGGGAACCGCCAGAAGGCCCUCGGCGCUGGGCCCUUGCAGAUGGCCAACCAACCUCUUCUUUAAAAACCCCAACCAUUGAGGGAUUCCAUUUCACUGUUGAACAGCUCUUACCCUCAGAAAGUUCUUCCCAAUGUUUAGUCAGAAUCUACUUUCUUGGAAUUUGAAUCUGUUGAUUCAGAUCCUACCCUCUGGAGCAGCAGAAAACAAGCUUGCACCCAUCUUCCAUGUGACAGCCUUUCAGCUAUUUGAAGGUGGCUAUUGUACCACCUCUCAGUCUUCUCUUCUCCAGGCUAAAUAUACCUGACUCCCUCAACCAUUCCUCAUAAGGCUUGGCUUCCAGACCCUUCCACCCUCCUCUGCACACGCUCUAGCUUGUCAAUAUUUUCUUAAACUGCGGUGUCCAGAACUGGACGCAGUACUUGAUGAAGGUGUUGGCUGUGCAGCAGCUGUGGGGAAAAAAGGUGAAUUCCAUGCAAGGGAUCAUUAGGAAAGAAAUUGAAAAUUAAGCUGCCAAUAUCACAAUGCCUUUGUACAAAUCUAUGGUGAUGCCACACAUGGAAUACUCUGUACAGGUCGAAAAGUAUGCUGUGGAGAUGGGGGCAAGGUUCAGAAAAGAGCAAGAUAAAUAAUCAAGGGGUUGGAUGAAGGCAAGUUACAACAUAUUGGGCUUUUUAGCAUAGAAGAAAAGCCAAGCUGGAGGGGAGAACACAAGAGGUGUGGGAAGAGAGCACAGACAAGAUGUUUUCUUCCUUUUCCGCAACACAAGAAUUCAGGAAUAUCCUCGGAAGCUGGAAGCUUCCUAGAAUUGUAGACAUUACAUAGAAUCAUAGACAUUCGACCAUCUAGUCCAACCCCCUGCAAUGCCGGAAUGUGCAGCUAUCCCAUAAGGGGCUCAAACCUGCAACCUUGGUGUUAUCAGCACCAUGUUCUAACCGACUGAGCUAUCCAAGACAGACCAAAGAAAAUACUACUUCACACAGUGACUAGUUCAAGUAUGAAAUCUGCUCCCAUAAGAGGCAGCAAUAGCCAUGAACUUGGGUGGCUGAGCGUUAGAUAAAACCCAUGGAGUAUUCAGCUAUCAACUCGUCAUGAUGGCCAUGCGCUCUGUCCUCUGUCGAAGGCAAUAUGUCUCUGAAUGCCACUUUCUGACAAUCAGCAGUGGGGAGAGCUGAUGUUGCACUCAGGGCUUCUCAUCUGCAUCUGGUGGGGGAAGAAAAUCUUGCAUUUGUAUGUUGAGAGAGAGAGAGAGAGAAAGGAGAAAGGAAUGGAGGAGGGAGGGAGGGAAAGGAAGGAAGGAAGGAAGGAAGGAAGGAAGGAAGGAAGGAGAGGGAGGGAGGGAGGGAGGGAGGAAGGAAGGGAGGGAGGGAGGGAGGGAGGGAAAGGCAGGAAGGAAGGACAGAGGGAAGGAGGGAGGGAAAGGAAGGAAGGAAGGAAGGAAGGAGGGAAGGAGGGAAAGAGAGAGAGAGAGAGAGAGAGAGAGAGAGACUUAGGCUAGCUUUAACCAAAGUCUGGUUGAGGAAGAGUUGGAUGAGACCAGCUAGGCAUCUCAUUCCAAUUCAACCCUGCAAUCUUAUCUGAAUCUCAGGAGACCUAGUGAAAAAUUGUUCCAUCUUCGUUCACACUAGGAAGGAGAUCCCAAGGGUGCAGGAAGGAAGAUUAUUAUAUUUAUAAAAUAGCCACUCUUCACACGCUGAGGCGAUUGGGGGGGAAUAUAAAUGAAACCAUUUUCAUUCAGCAACCAGUAUGCAGACCUAAAUCAGCGCUUAAUUUCUACAAAUUAGAAAUAACAGGCCUUCAGUUUGCCUGGAAACCUCCAGUCUCUGAUCACCAGAGUCUCUUUAGAGAGGAAAACUGUGUAUUAGCAAUGAGAAAAAAAUGCAUUCUGCUUUGUUCAGCUCUGACUUAAUAGGGUUGAGCACUUUCUAAAGCAUACUAUUUAAAAAAAGAAAGAAGCACAAAGGCUAAGGCUGCAAGCCUGUAGCCACUAAUCUCAAAAGACAUGUGUAAUUUGCACUGUAAGAGAAUGAUCUAGCGCAAGGGUUUCCAAACUUGCCCCCUCCCCGCAACCACUUGAAAAUUACCGAGGGUCUUAGCGGACCACUUAAUGUUUUAUCUGCCCAUUGUAGCAAUUGUAAUGGACUGUGCUGGGUGAUUUAUAAUAGUAUUUUAUUGCUCCUUUUAGGCUAUAGUCAACUAAUGUUUACUCAGAGUAGACCCACUGAAAUUAAUAACUAUGGCUAAUGUAGAUCUAUUAAUUUCCAAUGGGUCUACUCCAAGUAAAGGUUUAGUUAACUAUAACUAUUUUUUGUUUUGCAUUUCAGUGUGGAUUCAAACUGUAACACAAUAAAUACAAGAAAUGGAAGAAGCAAUGAAAAUGUAAUUAAAAAUCAAUAUAAAUAUUAACCUGAUAGGUGUGCUAUCUCCCAUCUACUACCGCAAAUUCACAGACUGAGGCUGGAUCUAUACAGAUUUGUUAAAAAAAACUGCUAUGAAAAAACCACUAUGGAAAAAUAUAGCUCCCAGUGCAAUUUACCAUUGACUUUGGAUCGCUGCUCUACAGCGCCAUCUGGUUUCACAUUUUUAUAACACAUUUAUAAUGUUAUAAUUGACCUGUGUAGUGGAGUCCACUGUGUGAAUGAAUCUCUUGUUGGUUUAUUUGGGAAUCCCUAAUCUAGGAGUGUUUUAGUUUGAAUCUUGUCUCUGCCAAGCACCCAAUAGGUAGCCUUGGUCAAACCUCAGUUCUCCCCUUCACCACAUCUGUCAUUUGAGGAAAAUAACAGCAGCCUACCAUGUGCUCCAUGUCGAUUUCAUGUCUUAUAAAUUAAGUCAAACCUGUUCCAUUUCUGCAUUUGUUAGAUUUUUUAUAAAAAAUGCAUGAAAAUGAGAUUUAAAAAUAUGUAUUUACUAGGGGUGUGCAAGGGCCUAAGAUUUGCCUUGAAUCUGUGCUUUUAAAUAAUAAUAAAACCCAAUCUAUUUCUGAAGCACUCUGUUUUCUCCUUGAUCUGUGAUUUAAGUUCCAAAUCACUCUCUAUAUAAUAUAGAAUAUAAUAAUAUAAUAUAAGUUCUAUGUUCCUCACUCGUUCUUAUGGCAGAUCUAAAACUAUCUAUGCUUUCCUUCUUUUGGUAUAAGCAGAUGAAAUUUGCAGGUACAGGAGCUCCACUCCUCAGUGGAUUACACCUGCCAAAUAGCAGGCAAAUAGGUUCAGGAGCCUUGAAAUAGAUGAGGUUAAAAAGGGAUUACCGUAUUUUUCUGUGUAUAACAUGCCCCCAUGUAUAAGAUGGCCCCUAUUUGGGGGGACUCCAAAUUAAGAAAAUGGAGGGAGAUUGCCCAGAGUUGUUGAGCUCUUUUUUUUUUAUUAUUGAGAUUUUCACAAAAAAACAGAAAUCAUAUAACAGAAGAAAAAAAGGCAUAUAAGAAUAGACAAUGAACACUCUUAUCUAUCAGUGUUUAGUGUCAUUCACUUAUUUACACUGUGUGACCUCCCUCCCCUCCUGCUGCGGUUUUCUUACAUUUUUUCUUCUCCUGCAGUUUCUAUGUCAAAAAUUUACGCAUAACAAGGAUUAUGUUAAGCCUGCUGUAGUUUUUAUUUUUUUUUCUUUUCUUUUCUUUUUUUUUUUAUAAUAUUUAUUGUUUUUACAAAAACAAAUUCCAAAAAAUGUGGAAAAAUACAAAAAUUCGACAAACAGAAAACAACAAUACCCAUAACAAAAAACAAACAUAGAUAACAAUAUCCAUAACACAAAAAGAAAAAGGAAAAAAAGAAAAAAAGACAGAAAAAUUUAAAAAGUAAUAUACCUUCAUUUAACCUUUUUAUCAUUACCUAAUUCUUUGACUUCCCCGCAUCUCCCCGCUUGUAUUUCCAUUUAAAAACUCCUUUCAGCAAAUCCUUACCCUCCUUUCUUUAUCUUAACUCAAAGUUAAUCUAUUUAUAUAUAAAUAUUACAGCUUUAUCCAUCAAAUAUUCCAUACUCUUAAUCACAAGACUUUUGCCAAUACCAGUUAUUUUCAGUCAGACCUCAAUUUAACAUUCAUUAAUUUUAUAGUAUUUCUGUAGAUAGUCUUUAAAUUUCUUCCAAUCUUCUUCCACCGACUCUUCUCCCUGGUCACGGAUUCUGCCAGUCAUCUCAGCCAGUUCCAUAUAUUCGAUUACCUUCGUCUGCCAUUCUUCCAGAGUGGGUAAAUCUUGUGUCUUCCAAUACUUUGCGAUGAGUAUUCUUGCUGCUGUUGUUGCGUACAUAAAGAAAGUUCUGUCCUUUUUAACACCAAUUGGCCGACUAUGCCCAGGAGAAAGGCCUCUGGUUUCUUAGGAAAGGUAUAUUUGAAUACCUUUUUAUUUCAUUAUAUAUCAUUUCCCAGAAAGCCUUAAUCUUUGGGCACGUCCACCAAAGGUGAAAGAAUGUACCUUCAGUUUCUUUACAUUUCCAACAUUUAUUAUCGGGCAAGUGAUAGAUUUUUGCAAGCUUGACUGGGGUCAUGUACCACCUGUACACCAUUUUCAUUAUAUUCUCUUUUAAAGCAUUACAUGCUGUAAACUUCGUAUCUGUGGUCCAUAACCGUUCCCAGUCCGCAAACAUAAUAUUAUGUCCAACAUCCUGUGCCCAUUUAAUCAUAGCAGAUUUUACCGUUUCAUCCUGAGUAUUCCAUUUUAGCAGCAAGUUAUACAUUCUUGAAAGUGUUUUAGUUUUGGGAUCUAGCAGUUCUGUUUCCAACUUUGAUUUUUCCACCUGGAAGCCAAUUUUUCUAUCCAAAUUAUAGUGUAGUUUUUAAUUUACCACAAUUACUCUCAAUAUAGGUCACAAAUUUACUCCACUCUUCAUUAAACUUUGUUUCUUUUUGGUGUCUGAUUUUGUUUGUCAUUCUUGCCAAUUCUGCGUAUUCGAAUAAUUUUGUUUGCCAAUCCGUAAUCGUGGGAAUUUCCACUGAUUUCCAUUUUUGAGCUAUUAAUAUCCUAGCUGCCGUUGUCGCAUACUGAAAUAAGUUUUGGUCUUUCCUUUUGAUUUCAUCCCCAAUUAUUCCUAAGAGGAGUGCCUCUGGUUUUUUUGAAAAGGUGUACCUAAAAUUUUUUUUUAAUUCAUUAUAAAUGAGCUCCCAAAAUUUUUUGAUUUUGUCACACGCCCACCACAUGUGGUAAAAAUCCCCCUCCUUCUGCUUGCAUCUCCAACACAUUUUGUUUCCGCUUUUAUACAUUUUAUCCAAUUUUACUGGUGUGAUAUACCAACGAUACAUCAUUUUCUCUAGGUUUUCCCUUAAUGUGACACACCCUGUGAAUUUCAUUCCUCUGUUCCAUAACCUCUCCCAUUUUUCAUACUCUAUAUUAUGUCCUAAGUCCAUGGCCCAUUUUGUCAUUACCUCCUUUACUUCUUCGUCUUUUGUGUCCCAUUCUAACAACAAAUUAUACAUCUUAGCUAACAGUUUGGUUUUCCCUUCUAAUACCUCUGUCUGGUAUCUUGAUUUUUUCUCGUUCAUCCCCAAUUUUUUAUCCUCAUUCCAAAGUGCAUUUAUCUGAUGGUAUUGCAACCAGCCUGUUAGUCUGUCUUUCAGUUCAUCAUAUGGUUUAAUCUUCCAAACUUUUUCUGUUUUAACCAGUAUGUCUUCAUAUGUUAGCCUUUUUGCUUCCAUAUUUACCUUUUUAAUUGUUAGAAUGUCUGUCGGGGAUAGCCACCAAGGAGUGUUCUUUUCUAAAAGUUUCUUAUUUUUUUCCCAAAUUUCAAGCAAUGUUCCUCUGAAAAUAUGAUUGGAGAAUCCUUUAUGGACCUUUCCUUUAUUGAGCCACAAGUAAGCAUGCCAACCAUAUCUAUUGUUAAAGCCUUCUAAGUCUAACAGAUCUAAAUUCUCUAGGGUAAUCCAUUCUUUAAGCCAACAUAGGCUGGAGGCCUCAUAGUAUAAUCUUAGGUUUGGCACAGCAAAGCCCCCUCUUUCCCUCCUGUCUGUUAAUAUUUGAAAUUUAAUUCUUGGCCUUUUUGCCUGCCAUAUAAAUUUUGAAAGACUUUUUUGCCAUUCCUUAAAAAUCGCGGAUCCCCUAAUCACCGGAAUGGUUUGAAAUAAGAACAGCAUUUUUGGGAGGAUAUUCAUUUUGAUUGCCGCCAUCCUUCCAGACCAUGAAAGUUUUAAUCUAUUCCAUAUUUCCAGAUCUUUUUUAAUCUCUUUCCACAUAGGUGUAUAAUUAUCACUAAUUAGAUUGAUAUUUUUUGAAGUUAACCAUAUACCUAAGUAUUUGACUUUUUUUGAGACCUUAAUUCCACAUUCCUGUUCUAUGUUCUCUUUUGUAUUCCUAUCUAUAGUUUUCACCAACAUUUUAGUCUUUGUUUUAUUUAGUUUGAAACCUGAUACCUUACCGAAUUCAUCUAAUUGUUCCAACACUUUACCGAUGCUUAUUUGUGGUUCUUCUAAUGAUAACACUAGGUCAUCUGCAUAAGCUUUCAACUUAUAUUCCUUUGUUCCGACUCUAAUGCCCCGUAUCUCUGGCGUGUAUCUCACCUUAUUCGCUAUGACCUCUAGAACCAUUAUGAAUAGUAAAGGGGAGAGAGGGCAACCUUGUCUUGUUCCUUUCAUAAUGCUAAAUGUGUCUGUCAGAUUGUUGUUAACAAUUAAUUUAGCUGUUUGGUUAGAGUAGAUCACCUUUAUACCUUCUAUGAAGUUGCCCUCUAUCCCCAUUUCCUCCAUAGACUUUAACAAAAACUGCCAUGAAACGUUAUCGAACGCUUUUUCAGUGUCUAUAAACAGUAAGGCCACUGGUACUUCAUUUUUAACUUCUAGGUAUUCUAUGAUAUUUAUAAUAUGUCUGACAUUGUCCUUUAACUGUCUAUUUGGGAGGAAUCCGGCUUGGUCUUUAUGUAUGACAUCUUUUAAGCAAUUUUUGAGUCUGUCUGCCAUUAUUCCCGCAAAAAAUUUAUAAUCAUUGUUCAGCAAUGAGAUAGGUCUGUAAUUUUUUUAUAUUUAAGCUGUCCGUAUCAGGCUUGGGAAUCAAGGUUAUAUGUGCAUCUUUCCACGUGUCCGGUAAGUUCCCUCCUUGCAAAAUUCUAUUCAUCACAUCGCAUAGCACCGGGAUUAGUUUAUCCCCCAGUGUUUUGUAAUAUUUGGCCGAUAACCCAUCUGGGCCUGGGGCUUUGCCCAGCUUCAUCUUAUUUAUCACCUCUUUUACUUCUUCUUUCGUAAUUGGUUUGUUCAGCUGUAUUUUUUCAUCUUCACCUAUGUGUUUCCCUUUAUAAUCUUCAAAAUACUUUCUUAUUUUGUCUGGAUCUUCAUUUUCUCUUUUAUAUAGGUUUUCAUAGUAUUUAAGAAAUGUUCUCAUAAUUUCCUCCGGAUUUUCUAUUUGCCGUCCUUCAACUUUGAUCUUAUUUAUUACACUUUGUUUUUAUCUUUUCCGCAACUGCCAUGCCAGGAGUUUCCCUGUUUUGUUCGCUGAUUCGAAAUAUCUCUGCUUCAUAGAUUUUAUUCUCCAUUCUACCUCUUGGUUAACCAAUAUUGAAUAUUGGGUUUGUAGCAUCUUAAUGGCUUGUUUGUUUUGUUCAUCUUUAGGUUUUUUCAUUAGAUUUCCCUCACAUAUUCUUAUAUGGUUUAAGAUGUCUUCUUUCUUUUUCUCUCUUAACUUUCUUCUAAGGCUGCUUUGCUGUAUUAAAUGACCCUGCAUGACAGCUUUGCUUGCGUCCCAAACUAUAUCAAUGUUGGUAUCUUUAUUUAAAUUCCAUUUAAGGUAAUCUUCCAAAGUGGCCUUUGCUUUUUCAAUUACCUCGGGGAUCUCAAAGAGAUAGUCAUUCAUCCUCCAUCUGUAAACGCUCUGUGUUUUAUUUCUAAACUAAUGGAGUUAUGGUCCGACAGAGUUCUUGGCUGUAUAUCACAUUUUACGAUUCUUGGUAUUAUACAUCUUGAGACCCAGAUCUAAUCUAUCCUUGCCCAACAGAGUUGUUGAGCUCUUUUGAGCAGAUUGCCAAAAAUAGCUCACCCGCCAGACCAACGCUGCCAACCACACGCAUCACCGAAGCCGCCAAUCGCCCGCCCAAUUGGCGCAGCGGCAGCCAAUUGACAGCAGCCCUUGUCGCAGUCACCAAUCACCUGCCCAAUCGCCACUGACAAUCUCCUGCUCACGGCUGCAACCAAUCGCCUGUCCCCCCUCUGCCCUAUCCAUGUAUAAGACGACCCCCAAUUUUUAACAUUAUUUUAUAAUAAUUAAAAAUUGUGUUAUACAUGGGAAACUAUGGUAACUCUUCCCAAUAAUCCACGUUAGGGCAGUGACUUUCUUAGGUCAACUAAAACUCCAAAAUCCAUUGCCCAGCUCAGCUUUCAAGGUGAAGCUGUCUUGAAUGCUGCCUGCAGGAUGCUGAAGAGCUCUACAAUGAUGAUGGUGAUGGUUUCAAGUAGAGCAGCAGAUCAUUUUUUAAAAAGUUAAAUGAAGUGUUCAACUUAAAACAACUACUAUCCACUGCUCUGCUUUAGUAAAAUAAAUAAACAAAUCCAGAACUCUUCAGUGCUCCACAGGCAUCAUUCAAGACAGCCUCAUUUCAUGAAAGCCCCAUGGACUUAGUGGAGAGAAACUCAGAGAUAUAGGGAAGCAUAGAGAGACAGGGGACAGAAAAGUGAAGAGCAAUACAAGGCUUUGUGGGGGCCAAAUCUGACCCAGAUGCUCUAUUGAUAUUGUGGGUUGACUUGGGAAGGGUAAAAUUACCCCUCAAUUUGCCUUGUUCUCCAGCCCCAGUACUGCAUUCUGCUAUGUUUGGGUGAACAAAGAACUGCAUCACAAAAUCCAGACAAGUAUGAAAUCCAAAAAGUAAUUUCAUUCUGAUCCACACAUUUGUCCAAGAGAUGCAAAUCAGGCCAGGCCACGUCAGAAUUCACAAAAUUUGGAAUUCCUAAAUUCAAAUGCCCAUUACUGUAUUGUAUUGUACUGUAUUGUAUUGUAUUUGCGAUGUGCAAAUAUUACUGACCUACUGUCGUCUUCUGCUUCCCUUGUUGUUUUUAAGCAACGUUCUAAAAAUAAAAAUGGAUACGUGGAUCAGUUUUUAAAACAGAAGUUUCAUACGCAGUGCUUUGCAAGCAAGAAACACAUGUUUAUAUUCCAGUUGUUAUGAAAUGCAAAAAAAGGUGUGCUUUCAUCCAGGGAUGAUAACAGAACUGCCAGACCCUGAACUUGGGAACACGGAGAGAAAUACCUUUCCAUUAUCCAAAGAUAACUACAUUUCACUUCACACAUCAACAGAACUAUUCCUCUCCUCUUGGACACGCUUUUAAAUAGCUGAUCGCUGUCUCCAUCCGCUCUGCCAAAACUUCCCUCCCCUAAUUGCAUAGAGCCCCCGAGCACUACCAGACCCUGAAAUACGUCCCCUGACUCUUUUCCUCGCGCUUGAACUGGUGGAACAUCUUCCUACCUCUUAUUCUCUGCAAUCCCGCCCCGGCAAUAGCUCAAGGUACUCCAAAUAAUUGUCCUGCCCUGUGUUGCUAAAUCUCUUAAAGCAACUAAACUGGUUGCUGGUUGUUUUCUGGGCCCAGUUCAAGGUGCUUUCUUAGACAUUUUAAGCCCAAGAAGGAAAUGUUAUUCCACACUGAGUUGAGCUGCCUGUGCUCUAAAGCCAGAAGAUGGUUGGUCCUGAUGGUCCUUCCUCAGUUUGAGGAGUGUGGCACAGAGGCCCAGGAAAGGGCCUUCUCAGUGGUGGCUCCUCAUACUUGGAGAGCCCUCUCUGGCUUCAUCUCUUUAUACUUUCAGGUGGCCUGUUAGGACAAACCUUUUCCAGCAGGGUGUUUUGAGGAAAAGAGACCCAGCCGCUGCCUCUAGUAGCAGUAAUAACCACCGUUGUUUGCUGACUUGUUGCUAUGUAUGUUUUAAAGCAGGCACCCCAACCUUCAGCCCUCCAUAUGUUUUGGACUACAAUUCCCAUCAUCCCUUACCACUUGUCCUGUUAGCUAGGGAUCAUGGGAGUUGUAGGCCAAAAACCUAGAGGGCCGCAGAUUGGAGAUGCCUGUUUUAAAGGAUUCUGCUGCUUUUAUUUUAUUUAUUUUUCCCCUCUAUUUGCCUGUUGUAAACUGCCCUUGGGUUGCGCAAAGGGUGUUAGUAUGGUCAAAAGAACGAGUCUAAAUGCUUAAAAGAAGAUAAAGGUGGCAACAGCCUCUGAAACGAUGAACCCAGUUCCUGCAUUAAUGCAACUGGCAUGUGCUGGAUGUCUUUCUCCCUCCCCCCCAAUGGAAAGUGUUUUCAUAAGAACGCAAGUCCAGACAGGGCAAAAUUGGCAGCCUUCCUAGGACAAUCUCUGAGUUUGUUUGCACUGUGGAGUCACAGGGGAGACUGGUCCUGCCAGGCCAUUGUUCUCAACUGUUAAUUACCGUCAAAACAGAAAUAAUUUGUUUUGUUCCUGGAGAGUCUGGUGUGGAUUCUGUGAUUAGAGGAGGCCUUUCCUCCUGAAGCUGUGUGUCUUGUCGCUGUCCAAACGCAUAACAUAAGGAAUUCACUUUCCAGAAGAUGGGGGUGGCAAUUUUAGCUUAGCCGCGGGGUGUUUUUUUUUAAGAACUGGAAAAUACCAGAUCUAGACCAACCCAGGGAAUACCCAACCCAAUCCUGUCAGCUUCCUCCCCUUCCUUGGGCUCAGUCUUGCCUUUGUACAAAUGAGCAGGGAGAAGAAUGGGGACCAAACAGAAAUGAGUUGGUUCUGCUGAGGGCUGGGCAGCCCAUGAGGUGGACUGAAGCAGCCAUCUUGGGUGGUGGAAUCCCAUGCUACAGCUUCAGGUGAGAUCUCACCGCCAGCCGCUGAGCAAGGCCUCGGCGAAGGGCGCAGUCUCUCUCCACCUCACCUCAGGCAGCGAAAUGGGACAGGCCAUCCCUAGAUUUGCCUGCCAUUUACCCUGGUUCCACCUCCUGUUGGGCUUCCUGCUUUCUGUUCUAUCAGUCCUAAAGGGAACCAGCCACCAACUGGUGUUUUCUCUUUCUUGGUGAUUUACGUAGGUGGACCUAAGUUACACUGGGACCCUUUAGGAAAGCUCCUUGGUGUAGUGAAAUGGGUCCAUUUGAGGCCCAGGGAGGGCAUGGCUGUACUGAGAUUGUGCAGAGGCUUUUAGAGUCUGAUGCAAAGUCACAGGCCUGACAGAAGCUUUCAGGCUAUCUAUCAGACCUGUUGCACUGACAUCAUUGCCAAAACUCAAGUUUCCAUUUUCAUAGAAUGGUAGAGUUGGAAGGAAUCCUGAGGGUCAUCUCAACUAAAGCAUCCAUUUUGUCAAAGGUUAGCCAGCUGACAGACUGCUUUGCCCACACUUUAUAUUUCCUGCUACUCGCUAGAGAUGAAAAUGGAUUCAGUUUGCCUCCAAAAGGCAGGCUUCUCCUAAUCUGGAGUUUCCAAAACAAUCUGAGAACUGAAACACAGCCAUCCCUUGAAAUUUGUGCUUGCCUGAAUUUUGCAAUGUAGUUCGCAGGCCAAAAAAAGGGGGGAAAGAAACUGCAUAGUGCUCAAUAGGCAGCCUAUUGGUGAAAAUAAUGCAUUGCGUUAAGGAGAAUUGCUUUGCAAACAUGUAUGUUAGCCAAGAUUGCAUACAGAAAUGUGCACAUCCAGAGAAGUUUGCACUAAGAUGCUGAUGAUUUCCACGGGGACCUAAAACAAAACCUGCAAACUGGUGUGGAAAUGUGGCUCACCCAUCUUUGUUCCUCCUGGUCCUCUGAUCCAGGGUUCACCCCCCUCCACCUUCUGCAAGUUGAGCCAGUCUCCAAAACUUUGCUCCCCUCUUUCCCCAGGCCACCUAGUAUGCAACAAACAGAACUCCCAGGCAAUUUGCUUGUUUAAGAAAAGGCUAAGGUGGGAAAUAAAUUUCCAUUAAUUCAGAGCCACAGUCUGACAGGAGAGGCAUAAAGUUAUCAAAGCAAAUAUGAAGGAGGGAGGCUCAUUUACAUGCUAGCUGAGUGUGUCCUUCAGUGAUGACUUUUUGGACCAAAUAGAUCUACUGCUCCUUGAGAUCUUCAAGCCACGUGUGUGUGUGUGUGUGUGUGUGUGUGUGUGUGUGCACGCGCUCACGCGUGCGUUCGCAUGCGCACACAAACACACAUUUUCCUACACCUUUCCCCACAAAAUGCUUCCCUACAUCCAAGAAUGCCUGAUCAGUCUUUCAAAGGCUUAGUUUGUGUAAAGGAUGCAAACAGCUAACUCAUUUUUUAAAAAUUAUUAUUAUUAUUAUUACCGCCCUAUACUCGAAGGUCCCAGACCUUUAUUUGACACCAGAAGAAGGAGCACUCCUGCCUGCCAAUGUCCUCCCCCUCCUUAGUCUCAGUAUUGCCUUUUGCAUAUCCUGCAAGUGUACUGAGGGGAAAAGGGGACAUCCCAUUUUCUAUCACCAGAGAACGGCAGCCAUUUUGGUUGUUGUGAUCUCAUGCGAUUUUACUGCGCUAACCCCACCCCACCCCGCAAAAAAGCGUCUUUUUCAGGGCUGCAAUUUUGUGUGGCGCCCCAAAGCACGUGUUUUUGGGUUCCAUGCCUGAAAAGGUGCUUUGGGUAGGGGGCACGGCAGAAAAUCACACCAGGUCACAGCAACCAAAAUGGCUGCCAUGCUCUCAUGAUGAUGGAGUCCCAGAUUUAGGCUCCAAAGUAUUGGAGGGUAGCCUUUGCAGAACUCAGCAGGGAGGAGGAAGACGGGGAGAAUAACUAGAAUUAUUUGCCACUCCUGCCAUUGGUUCUGGCUCCACAUAUCAGUGGCUCUGGCUCAUAGCUGUCAAUCUUCCCUUUUUUGCGUGAAAUUCCCUUAUGCCAGUGCCAUUUCCUGCUGCUUCCCACUACUAUUCCGGACUGUUAGAUAUCCCAUAGACUGUCCCUGGGACAGGUGAGGCCGCUGAUCCCUUAUUUUCAAGGCUGCUGAUCCCUUAUUUUCAAAUCUGAAAGUUGACAGCUAUGCUCUGGCUCCACUUCCUGUUGGGCUCCCUGCCUUCUGCCCCACUGGUCCCAAUGGGGCACCAUACAUCACUGCACAAGCCUACAAUUAGCCAGGGCCCGACAGAUAUAACAGGUGGUCUCAGCUGCAAAGCCCAUCCUUCUCGGAAUGGAAACAAAGAGAAGUUAAGUCAAAAGCUACGAGCAGAGAAAAUUGUGGCCCUGCCUUUCAAGCCCAGGUAGCAGGCAUCCCUUCCCAAAUGCAAUUACUUUGGGUGAAUAAGACAAGCAAAAAUGGAUGCCAAGCUUCCCAUCAACAGCCAAUAAAUCCAGCUCAGGGUGGUUUAUGACUCUCCCUCCCUGAUCCUCCAGACAGAAAUUGACCUCGAAUGUUUAUGUUAUAUUAAGUCUGGAGAAACAGGGAAACGUUCAAAGUACGGGUCUGCAGGAGGAAACAAACUUCAUUUGGCGGAGCUCAAGAGGGCAUCCCUGAGUUGUUCCCCAAGUCCAGCAGGGACCAGGUCCAGAACUGCUUUGCUUCAGCAAGGCAGCUCCCAAGGCCAUCCUUUCCAAAAGCCAAAGGAAGCCACUUGACUCAGGCAGCAGAUCAGGCAGUGGAGGCUGGUUCAAAUGGGACCAACCAUGGUUUUCCCUUGGUCAGCCACCACCUGCCUGCUUCCUUUUUUCCCCAACCAGGCUCUUCUGGCCAGCUUCCUCCUCCUUAGACUCAAUGAUGCCUUUCUAGAACACAGCAGGAAGAUGGAGGAAGAAGGGAAUGGAAUUGGAAUGGCUCUGCCUGCCAUUGGCUCUGCUCUGCCUCCACCUAAUUUUUGACACCCUGCCUCCCACCCUGCCAAUGGGCACCAGCUGCCACUAAGAUUUGGUUGGUUGGUUGGUUGCAAUUCUAUCCCAUCUUAUUUCUGCAAGAAGCUCAAGGUGGCAUACAUGGUGUGUCCUGUCCCCCGUCCCCCAACUCAUUUAAUCUCUACCUCUCUCCAUAUGAACCAACCCAGACUCUGCAAUCAUCCUCUGAGGCCCUUCUCUUCGCAAGAGGUCUGGAGGGUGGCAACACGAGAACAGGGCCUUUUCUGCAGUGGCUCCUCAGUUGUGGAAUUCUCUCCCCAGGGAGGUUCACCAGGCGCCUUCAUUAUACACCUUUAGGCACCAGGCAAAAAUGUUCCUCUUCAAACAGGCCUUUGGCUGAUUGACAUGUCAAGCCCUUGUGGGAUGGGAGGAGGUUAUUGGUUUGUUGUUGUCCUUAAUUUUAUUAUGUAUUUUGUGGUUUUAUAUCUUUUAUUUUUAUGUUGUGAACUGCCCAGAGAUCUAUAGAUGAAAGGUGGUAUACAAAUAGAAUAAAAUAAAAUAGCCCUGUGAGGUAGGUUAGGCGGAAAGGCAGUGACUGGCCCAAGGUCACCCAGGGAGCUUCAUGGCCAAGUAGCGGUUUGAACCCGUGUCUUCUAGGCCCUAGUCCAACACUCUAACCACCACACCACACUGGAGGCAGAUCUACACUCAUGGUUUUUAACGUUCGCAAUGCAUUAUUUUUAACGUUCAUAAUGCAUUAUUAAAAUGUGACACCAGAGGUCUCUGCGGAACAACCAGAAACCAGAAACCAGGUAGACAGUGUUUCAACUAUAGACUCAGUAUACUUCUACGGACUUUCAAAGAUUGACAGACGUGUGUUCAUUUGAUUUCAAAUAUAUUAGAGAAUUUACAAGUGUACACAGUUUGUUUUUGUUGUAUAUUAUGCAAUAAGAAUUGCAGUGCUAUCUAGCAUGCUGGUCUUCGUGUUGCUUGUGUCGUUUGUUGGCUCUCAGGAGAGGCAGCAAAGGAACAUAGGAUGCUGUCUUACACUGAGUCAAGCCGCUGGUCCAGGUACAGUAUUGCCAACCCUAACUGGCAGCAGCUCCCCGGGGCUUCUGGUAGGCGUCUCCCCCUGCCUAGAGACACCAUUAAGGAUUGAGCUUGGGCCCUUCCACAUGCAAAGCAGAUGCUCCACCCCUGAGCCAGCUACAGACCUUCCCCGUCCAACUGCUUCUGGUGACAUCAUCCAUGCAUUUGCGUUUGGUUGAAAUAGUUCUGCUUAUUUUAUUUUUUUACGGGUGCUCUCUAAACCUCUGUGUUGUGUCUCGCCCUUUUUUCAGGAAAGGAGCCCAAGCCAUGUCCUGGAAUCUGCAGACUUUGCAGACCUGCUGGCCACCUGGACCGAGUAUUAUCCCUACGAAGACACCACGCUAGCUGACAGCGCUCUCCCUGCGCCCUGUUACAGCACAUUUUGCUCCUCGGUCGGCGGCGUCAUCCCGACGUUCCUGGUGGUAGCCGGCACUUUGGGCAUCCUCGGCAGUCUCGCCCUGGCCAUUGCCUUGGUCAUGUCCUUCCAGCUCUGGGAGCAAACCGGGCUCAUUCUCACAACGCUGUCAACUGCCCUCUUUGCCACCAUCUUGCCGUUUUUCGCGGCCGGGAUCAGCUGGGGCUGGACCUUUGGGGACGGGCUCUGCCAGGCGGCACAGGCCAUGAAGUAUGGGUGCCAGUUUGCCCAAGGGCUCUUGGUGGCUGCCUGUGUGUGUCCAACGCCCAAGGCCGCCCUUCCUGGCUGCCUCUUGCCUCUCGUUCUCUGGGUCACAGGCUUCCUGCUUGCAAUCCCCGUAGCCGUGAUCCAUGGCACAGGGAAAGACGGGGAAGCAAUAUGUGCCCUGAGACAGGCACCUGAGCUGCUCUGGUGGUCUCUCACUCAUCUCAUCUUCUGGAUAGCUGUUUUCUACAUCCUCCCAGCGGGGGUCGCUCUGGCCAAGGUGGCGCUGAAGUGGGAGAGGGCUGGGUGGCACCCACCCGCGGUCAUCGCUUGGCUCUUCUACCUUCUCUGGGCGCCGUAUGGAGUGGCCCUGAUCCUGGACAGGCUGCUGCAGAUGAACUUGCUCACCCAUACUUGCAGCUUGCAAGAACAUCUCAGCUACUUCCUGGGGCUAUCCGAGGGGCUGGGGGUCCUGCACUGCAUUCUGUGCCCCUUCUUAGUUCUAGGGAUGGUCAUCCGUCACCGAAGGGCUGCCCAAUGAGGCAGGCAAUAAAUUCGGGGGGGGGGUGUGCCCAGCUACAAUCAACAGAGCUUUAAUCUACAGAUCAUUUUGUAUCUGCUUCUGCCUCUGCAACAAAGCCUGGAGGGUGGCGGACUUCCUUAGAAUUUCCUAGUAGCCAAGCUUGCUGAAUAAAUAAAGUUCUGCAGUCAGGCAAUCCCAAUUCUGCUUCCAGAAAUGAUGGAUUCUGAGAUGUGAAUUCUGCAAAAAUGGGCUAUUCCGCCUCUGGAAAUUGAAGCGAGGCCACAUUGUGCACAUGCCACAUACCACAAGUGUGGGAAUUUUAUUCAGACACCCUUUCAGGCAGUGACAGACCUACAUUUUGGGCACCCUGAAACUUUAAAUGUUAUGAGGACCACUUUGCAACCAGCAACAAGGUCUGGGUAACCACUGUUAUUGUUAAAAAAAAAAUUACUACUACACCUCAGAUUUUGAUUAAAAUUGCUGUACUGGGCUAUCUCACAUGUCCUAUGCCAUGUAGUUUUCAAGUUGUGCGACUCAAAUUGGGUCUAGCAGACCCAACCUUUUCAAGCCACGUGGACCCACCUUGGAUCAGGCUGUGUCCUGGCCGAUGUCUGGUUUUCAACAUUGUGAUAUAUCUGCAGCUAAAUACCAUGCUAUGCUGAUAUAUCACAAUAUCUGGAAUGUAUCUUGGCUGCUUCUUCCUCCCCACCUUAGGGGAGGGAGGAGCAACCGAGAUACAUCACCAAACUCAAGCUCCCAUAGGAAUCCCAGUUCAUUCAAAUUGCUCAACAGGAAGACUCCCGCCCCUCAGCUGAGUGAGCCCCCAUACCAUUCCAGCUUGUGCGAGCCAGAGGGGGAGGGGCUUCUUCAAAGACGCACACAAGGAAGGAGAUGGAGCCCCAGAAGGUCCUCACCCAGAACCUUUCUCUGACUCUGUCUGUUUGCCUGCCUGCCUGCGCCUUUGCCAUCCGCAGGCAAUUUGAGCUGGUGCAAUGUAUUGCCAGCUCAAACUGUCUGGAACCAGUAUCGCGAUCUGAGCACCGUACUGUUUUCAUUUAUUUUCAAUUAUUUAUUUAUUUGAUUUUUAAAAAAUAAAUAUGUAAACGUACAUUUAAAAAAAAAAAUCAAAACCCAAAUAUCAAGAUUGCUCUGAAUCUCCUGACUCCACCACCCCAUCCCUUCCAUGGGUCCAAAUAAUAAUAUUUACAAACUGCAUAUCAAUACUUGUCCAAAUUUUUGUCCUUCCAAACUUUCCGUUACUUUUGCAAGUGUGAUUAAAAUCCUGCUAAUACAAUGGUCUCGUAAAUAAAUCUUAAACUUUUCCCA